Molecule: messenger RNA, 2688 nt
Organism: Chaetomium strumarium
Lineage: Eukaryota; Fungi; Ascomycota; Sordariomycetes; Sordariales; Chaetomiaceae
Product: Choline/Carnitine o-acyltransferase-domain-containing protein
Exons: 3
Coding region: 1-2688 (895 amino acids)
Biological process (GO): carnitine metabolic process
Cellular component (GO): mitochondrion
Molecular function (GO): carnitine O-acetyltransferase activity
Source: RefSeq, a predicted model, not a curated record
AUGCCCACCCAAGUCCGCAUCUUCAGCUCACCAAGGUCUCUUGGUGAGACACUCGCCACCCCCAUCCAGCUUUCUCCCGCCGUCCCGCGCUCCGUGCCGGAAGAAUAUCCCGAGCUGCCACGACCUACCGUCAGCCCGACCCUCAAGGCGCGCCAUUACUCCAUGUCUGCCGAUGAAGAGGUCGACAAGCCCAAGGGCGGCGUCACCUAUGCUCACCAGGACAAGCUGCCGAAGUUGCCCAUCCCGGAGCUUGAGCUCACCUGCCAGCGAUAUCUGACGGCCCUCAAGCCGCUCCAGUCGGCCAGGGAACAUGCCGAGACGAGGCAUGCCGUGCAGGAAUUCCUCCGGAAUGAGGGGCCAGAGCUGAACGAGAAGCUGAAGAAGUAUGCCGAAGCGAGGACCAGCUACAUCGAGCAAUUCUGGUACGACUCAUACCUCAACUUCGACAAUCCGGUCGUCCUCAACCUGAACCCCUUUUUCCUGCUCGAGGAUGACCCGACGCCUGCCCGGAACAACCAAGUAACGCGGGCUGCAUCGCUGGUGGUGUCCGCCUUGGAGUUUGUGAGGGCCGUCCGCAAGGAGGAGCUCCCGCCCGACGCGGUUAAGGGCACGCCUCUGUGCAUGCACCAGUACUCGCGCCUGUUCGGCACUGCCCGGGUCCCAACCGACGCGGGGUGCCAGAUCGAGCAGGACCCUGAGUCCAAGCACAUCAUUGUCAUGUGCCAUGGCCAGUUCUACUGGUUCGACGUCCUGGACGACAACUCGGACGUGAUCAUGACGGAGAAGGACAUUGCCAUCAACCUGCAGACCAUCAUUGACGAUGCCGCGCAGACGCCGAUCCAGGAAGCGGCCAAGGGCGCGCUGGGCGUUCUCAGCACGGAAAACAGGAAGGUCUGGUCGGGCUUGAGGGACGUGCUGACGAGGGAGCCGGGAUCGAACAACGCCGACUGUCUCAGCAUCGUAGACACGGCCCUCUUCGUGGUCUGCCUCGACUACACCGAGCCGACAACGGCGGCGGCCCUCUGCCAGAACAUGCUCUGCGGCACCAGCGAGAUUGAAAAGGGCGUGCAGAUCGGCACCUGCACGAACCGGUGGUACGACAAGCUGCAGAUCAUCGUGUGCAAGAACGGCAGCGCGGGAAUCAACUUUGAGCACACCGGCGUCGACGGCCACACGGUGCUGCGUUUCGCGAGCGAUGUCUACACGGACACAAUCUUGCGCUUUGCGAGGACCAUCAACGGCAAGGCGCCGACCAUGUGGACGUCGACCAGCCCCGAUCCGUCCAAGCGAGACCCCGAGAGCUUCGGCGACGUCAACACAACGCCGCACAAGCUGGAGUGGGACAUGAUCCCCGAGCUGAGGAUCGCCGUGCGCUUCGCCGAGACGCGGCUGGCGGACCUGAUCCAGCAGAACGAGUUCCAGUGCCUCGAUUUCCACGCGUACGGCAAGAACUUCAUCACGUCGAUGGGCUUCUCGCCGGACGCCUUCGUGCAGAUGGCCUUCCAGGCGGCCUAUUACGGACUGUACGGCCGCGUCGAGUGCACCUACGAGCCAGCCAUGACCAAGAUGUACCUGCAUGGGCGGACCGAGGCCAUCCGGCCCGUAUCGGAAGAGUCGGUCAACUUUGUCCAGACAUUCUGGGCCGACAACCCGGCCGAGCAGAAGAUCGAAGCGCUCCGCAAGGCCUGCCAGCGCCAUGUGGCCACCACCAGGGACUGCGCCAAAGCCCAAGGUUGCGACCGCCACCUAUAUGCGCUGUUCUGCCUCUGGCAGCGCACCGUCGACGAGGACACGAGCAGCAGCAUGGGAAGCGGCAGCACCAACGGCUACUCCAGCCCCGUCGACAACCCCUCGGAUCGCGACUCCCUCGUUGGCAGCCCGCCGCGCGAACCAGAGUACCUCCUCGACGGCACCAAGUUCACCACCACCAAAACCGCCGCCGCGCCCUCGACCCGCUCUCGGGGCGACAGCCUCGCCUCCCGCGGCAGCCGCGAGAACGGCAGCGGCAACGGCCACUCGGCACAACACCACCCGCUGCCCCUGAUCUUCGCCGACUCGGGCUGGGACAAGCUCAACACGACGAUCCUGUCGACCUCCAACUGCGGCAACCCGUCGCUGCGGCAGUUCGGCUUCGGCCCCGUCUCCGGCGACGGCUUCGGCAUCGGAUACAUAAUCAAGGACGAGGGCAUCUCCAUCUGCGUGUCGUCGCGCCACCGCCAGACCCGCCGCUUCGUCGACACGCUCGAGAGCUACCUGCUCGAGAUCCGCCGCAUCCUGCGCAUCACCCGCAACGCCAUGGCCAGCAGCCGCCAGACCCGCGCGCGCGAGAUCGAUUCCCGGAAGAGCGUCGCCGACAAGGGCAAUAAGUCUGGUGCCGGUGCCGGUGGUGGUGCGGCAAGCUCCCAGCGCCAGAAGAUGAGGGGUCGGCUGAUUACGGGCGCCGAGAUGAUGAAGCGGGAGAAGAGUAGUCUCAAUGGCAGUAUCGGAAGCCCGACCGAGGACAGCUUGGUUAUGAGUGAGGAUGAUGAGUUGGGUGGCUAUGGCUUCUUCGACGCGGGCAUGCUGCUGCAGGCGCUCAAGGCGAGAGGCGAGGGCUACGACAACGGCGAGACGAAGCCGUCGGAGCGGGCGGCCGUGCAGGCGCGGAGGAGGGACGUUGGGAAGAAGUUGAGAUUGGUGGAGUACUGA